AAAUCAUACCACAUAAUUCAACAUGGAAGAGAUGGAAUUAAAUUUAACGGAAGAUGAAAUUCAGUUCGAGAAAGAAAGGUUAGAAAGAGAAAAUGCGUCUUUGAUACAAGAAAUUGAAAGAUUAGGAGGUUUUGCGGACUCGUGUUUUCUGCCAUUAAAACCAGAUACAUACAAUGAGAAGACAUACUCUACGGAAGCAGUUCCUCCUGCAUCAACUCUUACAUCCCUGUCAUCCUCUUCUACAUCAUAUGCUGCGUUGCCGGGAAAAUCUAAGAAGCCACAAGUUGACAGUGUCGCGUUGUUGGCUGCAGCAAGUCAAAGUCCAAAUGACGCAAAUGCCAAGCGAAUUGUAAUGAAAUCGGACUUUUUACAAUCUUACGAUGAUCUGAAGCUCAAUGAUACCAAAAGGAAUGACAAUCCACUAUCAUCUUUGUCUGAAGGUGCUCUAAGUUUUGAUCAAAUUGGAAGUGAAAAAUAUUCAACAACUCCACAAAGGUUCUUCGAGCCCGGUCGUCAAAUCGAGAUAGGAAGAGUUCUAGACAAAAGAGGCGAAAGGAGCGAAGAAGGCACAAUCGGACAAUCUGUGCAACAACAAUCAACUGGUUUUGGAUCUGAUUCUACACUCAGCAAAAAGUUAAAUUUUGACAGCAGUGAAGAGGAGUUUGAGAACAUCACUAAAAUGACCAAAGCUUACGACAAAAAAGGAAUUUUUGGUCGCAAGGACAAAAAUUGGCAGAAGAGGGUGGUUGGGGAAAUUGCAUUCCAGCUUGACAGACGAAUUUUACAACAUAUAUUCCAUCACAGACGUAGACUGUAUGGGUUCACUGUCCGGAAUAUUUCCGAAAAGAUAGAGGAAAUAGCCACAGAUGCAAAUGGUGUUUAUGACGUACGGAAAGCGACAGAAUUGCAUGGACGCCAAAACUUUGUAAUGUCGAUGUUAGCCGAAAAAGCCGAAUUCGAUCCAAAAUACCAUCCGAUGUUCUCAGAACUUCUGGUAAAUAAGUAUGGCAUUUUGAAGGUCAAUCCGUGGGAAGAUAAAGAAGAACUGAAAUCUCUCCAAAGUGUUGAUUUUUUGACCAAACUUGUGACAGAGAAUGCAUUACCCGAAUAUAGAACUGAUGCUGUUAUUUUACUCCGGGCACUAAAUGCUAUUUCUAGUUGGGAUAAAAAGCCUAUAUUAAUGUGGUGAUAACUGAUAAAUAGAUGUAAUAAAUUGUUUCACAUUG
Molecule: messenger RNA, 1226 nt
Organism: Styela clava
Lineage: Eukaryota; Metazoa; Chordata; Ascidiacea; Stolidobranchia; Styelidae
Cellular component (GO): centrosome
Source: RefSeq, a predicted model, not a curated record